This is a messenger RNA of Ruditapes philippinarum (Manila clam), 1758 nucleotides long. Its product is annotated as homeobox protein Hox-A1a-like. NCBI's taxonomy places the organism in Eukaryota, Metazoa, Mollusca, Bivalvia, Venerida, Veneridae. Bases 234 to 1280 code for a protein of 348 amino acids. Gene Ontology annotation, molecular function: DNA-binding transcription factor activity, RNA polymerase II-specific; DNA binding. The transcript has 3 exons. Gene Ontology annotation, biological process: regulation of DNA-templated transcription; neuron differentiation; central nervous system development. The record is from RefSeq and is a predicted model, not a curated record.
UGUUAGCUAUUGAAGUUUUUUAAAAAUAGCUGUUUGAUUGACAUGCCUUGUCGAAGUUUCAAUGUUAAAUAGAUCUUUUGUAUGACAUUUAAAGAACGAUAAUGUGAAUUCUUACGUAACAGAGGCUGCAACGAACAUGGAAUUUAAAUAAGGUUGAUGUUGAGAAAGAGUUAAUAAAUCAAAAUUUGAUUAACAUGGAUAAACAAGUGAUAAAUUCUUUUUUAUGAAGUAAAAUGGUGUCAGUUCUUUUUCAAAGCGGAGGAAUACAUGCUGGUUUUAAUAUAGAUAAUUUACUUGAGAAUAAAUCAAAAAUGUCAGUCUUGGGAACUGAUUUUCAACACAACACUGAGUCAGCUUUUAAAAGUUUAAAAAGUGCCUCAAAAGACUCAAAUGGUAAUGACCCACCACUACAUACUGCGAAUGGAUAUAACGUGAACGCUGGAAGCAACACAAAUACCUCAGCACAUCAUGGUCAUAGGGAUAGUGAUUAUUGUGCGCAAUGUUUUGACUCAUCGCCUUCUCAAAUUCACGAUAAUUUGUUACACAGUAUGAGACCAUAUGAAAUGUCAACACAAAAUAUAUCUAAUAUAAAUAAUGUGAACAGUGGAAGUCUAAUAAGAUCUGCGGGUCUUUCGACCCAUCCGUGGUCUUUCAUUGAACCAUCCACGCCAAACAUACAAACACAUGAUUUACGUUCUCACCAUAAUCUUGGCAACUUUGGUUUAAAGUUUCAUAACAGUUUGAUGCAAUUGGACAACAUAUCUAAUCUUUCAAACAUUCAAAACAUGGCCAGUAUUGCUAAUAACUAUUCCCCUUUUACAAACCUUUAUUCGCCGAUGGGUCAAAACCAGCUUGCAUCUCAAGUGGUUCCCACCAGAUUGGAUCACGGGGUCGCUGGAUCCGCCUUCACGUGGCCAUCGACCCGAGGGGCAGGGUUUCUAACCCCUCGUUGUUCGGAUACAGGGCUAUUUAUGCCGUCUUACAGAAAACCUAAACGUGUAAGAACUGCCUUUUCCCCAACACAACUUCUCCGGUUGGAACAUGCAUUUGAAAAGAACCAUUACGUCGUUGGACAAGAGAGAAAGGAUCUAUCAGCCUCUCUUAACUUAUCAGAAACGCAAGUAAAAGUCUGGUUUCAAAACAGGCGGACAAAACAUAAAAGAAUGCAAGCGGAGGAAGAUAUGACGUCAUCGUUUUCGAACAGAUAUAUUCCAAAUGAUCGUCAGCGUAAUACUGGAAGUACUACGCCAAGUCUUGAAGAUGUCAUUAUCGAUUCUUGACGUCAUCAUUUAUGACGACAUCAUUUGUUAUGUUUUGAUGACGUGUUUACGCAUUGUGUGAUAACUAUUUGCUACUGAAAAGGUGAAUGUAAGCACAAUACGGCAGACUUAUUAAACUAAUGUUGUUUAUUGUGAACAAAAAUAUUAUUAGAGCUAACUGUAUUUACAUUUGAUAAAAUGACAGACAAUAAAAUUUGGUGCUAUAUAAGGUAGAGAGAAGUAGGGUUAUACCGACCCUUUAAAGGUAGAUAUUCAAAUACAUGUAAAAUCAUUUUUUUCACCUAUGGAAAGGAUGGUGUUCAAGUUCAUUGUGUACUUUUUGUUUCUGCAUUUACGUUUCAUCAUAUGAUGGUUUGUUGUACAUUUUGUAUAUAUCUAUAUCUGAAUUAUUUAAGCUUCUAUUGCACAUGUUAUCUUUUUCUACUUUUGUAUUGUAUUUAACUAUUUAUUAACACGUUUAAUACCUAUGUAACCGCAA